Molecule: messenger RNA, 1850 nt
Organism: Parathielavia appendiculata
Lineage: Eukaryota; Fungi; Ascomycota; Sordariomycetes; Sordariales; Chaetomiaceae
Exons: 1
Coding region: 322-1677 (451 amino acids)
Molecular function (GO): protein binding
Source: RefSeq, a predicted model, not a curated record
GCUCCGAUCCGGUCUCAACCCACCGACAUGGCAACUUGCCUAGCGCAAGGGGCAGCGGGGCUUCCGACGAUGUGUUUUCAGGUUCUGUAUGCUGUUCUGCCCGCAAGCUGACGAAUGUCCGUGCUGUGGCAACCUUGUGAUUGGUUCCAACCUCUGUCAGACAUAAGCUCUGCUUGGCGGUGUAUAAGUCGGCCUCCUCACCCCAUCCCAUCUUCCCCAUGUCAUCGAUCUUUCCCACGACCUCUGCUUUGUCCCCUCUCUCAAUCCGAUGGGCCCAGCUGGUCGUCUCUGGGUUUUUUUUAUGGUGCUCGUGGUCCCAGCAUGGACUUCCUCCCUGUCGAGCUGGUUCGACUUGUCUUCCAGUACUGCGAUGCCCGAACCGUGAGGGCACUCCGACAGGUCUCGGGCAGGUACGCCGACGUGGGCUACGAGUUUCUUCUCGAUCCUCACUUCACCGCCGUCGAGUGGAGAGACGAUAUCACGAGGCUGCGCUCCAUCGCCGGUCAUGACCGUCUGAGGGGCAGCAUCCGAUCUCUCACCUUCAACUUCUCCCAAGUCGACGAAUACAAUGCCCGCCACACCACCUUUUUCCAACACUGGCUCCAGGAGCCCGAGGAGCGCAGUGCGCUGCUCCAGGACGCAUGGCUGCGGUAUUACGAGCUGGAGGAGUCCGCCCGCAAGCUGCCGCCCUUCCAUUCCCGCUCUACCGCCCUGGAAGAAGCCUUCAAGCGCCUCCCCAACCUCAAGGACCUCGAAAUCACCCUCACCAAAUGUCCUUACGACAUACCCGUCCUCGAGGAAGUCUUCCAAGUCCGCAGGUGCCGCAAGCGCGACCGCCACCAGGCUUGCAAGAACAUGAACGCCAUCGUGUCGGCCAUCCGCCACAUCCGGCUCGCCUCGCUCUCCAUCGACCAGCUGCCGCUCGAGAUUUUCCGCCUCGCCGAUGACCGCCGGCACUGGUUUGACUGCGCCCGCUCCUUCGCAAGCCUCUCCCGUCUGACCCUGGUCCUCGACCCGCCGCCCAACCUCCUACCCUCGGCCCGCUUCCGCGCCAUCAACGGCCUCGGUCACGUCCUCCACUACAGCGUCAACCUGACCCAUCUGACUCUAGCCUUCCACACCUACCACGCGCCCCUGGAAAAGUUCCACCUGUCCUUCCACGCGCUCUUUUGCGGCCAGGACUUUGUCUACCCCCGCCUGACCGACCUCAAGCUGGAAGGCGUCAGUUGCGCGGAGGAGGACCUGCGCGGGUUCUUGCUGAGGCACGGCGCCACGCUCGAGAGGCUGCGCCUUGGAGGGCGCGGGCUCGCAAGGCCGAGCGAGUGGAGCAUUGGCGGUGUGCACCUGCAUGAGGGCUCGUUCAGGGGCUUGUUUACGAGUUUGCAGGGCAAGAUGUCCCGACUGAAGCGGUUCCAUAUGGAAGGGGAUGCCGAGGCCGGGGACUUCAUGACUAGCUCCAGGGAGGUCUAUGUGUUUUUACCUAUUACGGAUGAUGAGUGGGAGCCGGUGGCGAGUCAGGGCGGUGGGAAGAAGUGCGGGGGCUGGACGGCAGGGAUGGCGUGCGUGAAGGUGGUGAAUUGCUUGGGGCUGGAGAGGUUUCUGGUGGAAGGAGGUGAAUAUCCCCGGUUGGGGAAGAAGGAUGAUGCGAGCGAUGAAGGGGAAAUAACUGGUGGUUGAUACCGGGUGUUCUUUCACGGACACGACUAAUUUCAGAUGUAGAUAUCACGAUUUACACGACUCUUACGACUCUGUUCACUUCAAGAACGCAUUAGACUUGGGGUCAUGGCUAGGUACAGGGGGUGGGAUGGAGUUGGCGACACAUUAGACAGAAUGCAAGCAAUUGUCGGUUU